GCAAGAUGCCGCCGGUGCUGAUGGAAGAGUUUUAGGAGGGAGAUGAUGACAGGCUGAUGAAAACCAAUCAAACAAUGAAGUAAUCAUAAAUCCCCGGUGCCAGCAGCAAGGCUCGGAGGACGCGGGAGGAGCUGGAGGAUGAAGCAGCGGAGCACCACCAUGAGUGCGGGUUCCAUGGAGCAGGAGCCGUCGCGCAAGCUGGCCUGCUGCGGGGUGCCCCUCAUCACGGAGGACAUGCAGUCGCUGGCCAUCCGCACCCUCUCGGGCACCGACAUCAACAAGCACUACGACCUCAUCCGCGAGCUUGGCAAGGGCACCUACGGCAAGGUGGACCUGGUGUCCCACAAGAGCACAGGCACCAAGAUGGCCUUGAAGUUUGUGAACAAGAGCAAGACAAAGCUGAAGAACUUCCUGCGCGAGUUCAGCAUCACCAACACGCUCUCCUCCAGCCCCUUCAUCAUCAAAGUCUUCGACGUGGUCUUCGAGACGGAGGAUUGCUACGUCUUUGCUCAGGAGUAUGCCCCCGGCGGAGACCUCUUCGACAUCAUCCCCCCUCAGGUGGGGCUCCCUGAGGACAUGGUGAAACGGUGCGUGCAGCAGCUGGGCCUGGCCCUGGACUACAUGCACAGCAAGAACCUGGUGCACCGCGACAUCAAGCCCGAGAACGUGCUGCUCUUCGACCGCGACUGCCGCCGCGUCAAGCUGGCCGACUUCGGCAUGACGCGCAAGGURGGCUGCCGCGUGAAGCGCAUCAGCGGCACCAUCCCCUACACGGCGCCCGAGGUGUGCCAGGCCGGCCGCGCCGAGGGCUUCACCGUGGACACCAGCAUCGACGUGUGGGCUUUCGGGGUGCUCAUAUUCUGCGUCCUCACCGGCAACUUCCCCUGGGAGGCGGCCUCGGCCUCCGACACCUUCUUUGAGGAGUUUGUGCGGUGGCAGAAGGGGCGCCUGGCGGGCCUGCCCUCGCAGUGGCGCCGCUUCACGGACAGCGCCCUGCGCAUGUUCCAGCGCCUGCUGGCGCUYGACCCCGAGAAGCGCUGCCCCGUCAAGGAGGUCUUCUACUUCAUCAAGUACGACCUGAUGUCCGAGGUGCGCCGGCGGCCCUCCUACCGCUCCCGCAAGCACGCGGGGGACAAGCUGCCCGCCGGCCCCCACCGCCACGAGACGCCCGGCGCCUGCACCCCCACGCCGCUCAAGAGGACCAUCCUGACCGAAGGGAGCGGCCCCCGGCUCUCCGGCUCCGAGCCGGGCGCGUCCUCCCCGGGCACGGCGAGCAGGACAGACGGACGGCAGGACAAAGGCAAAGGGCAGAUGGUCCUGGCCACAGCAAUAGAGAUCUGUGUGUGACAGCGACGGGGAGGGCGGCUCGCGGCUCCCUCCCCGCGCGGCUCCGCUCCGCUCUACAGGCGGGUGUGAAGCCAGCUGGUCACUUCACCUGCGCCGCAGGCAGAGGGAGAGCCCAGGGGUUUACGUUUGGUUGUGGUAGGAAAAGGGACUGGGAUUCGUGUCACCUGAAGCAAAAAAAAAGCAAAAAAAAAA
This is a messenger RNA of Nothoprocta perdicaria, 1539 nucleotides long. RefSeq names its product SH3 domain binding kinase 1 (gene SBK1). Gene Ontology annotation, molecular function: protein serine/threonine kinase activity; ATP binding. The transcript has 4 exons. Lineage: Eukaryota; Metazoa; Chordata; Aves; Tinamiformes; Tinamidae. The record is from RefSeq and is a predicted model, not a curated record. The coding region runs from base 139 to 1347 and encodes 402 amino acids. Gene Ontology annotation, biological process: peptidyl-threonine phosphorylation; peptidyl-serine phosphorylation.